CUCCUGGGAAAAAGCUCUGUUACCAUCAUACUUGUGGAUACCGCAUACAUACAUGCUUUGUGACAGUAGAGAGACAGAAGACAGACGGGGGGAGAGAGAGGGGAGGACAUGCUGCAAAGGGCUUGGGCCGGACUCAGACCCGGGCCUCUGUGAUAAGGACGCAGUCCUGACACACGACACGCACCACCAGGUCUGGAGAGACUUGGGGGAUGAGAAGACAUGGAAGGACAAGCUCAAGGCUCACCAGCUGGCUGUCAACCUGUAAAUACACCUUUGGAGCCUCCUCUGUCAAGACCUGCCCACAGGAGAGCUUGCAACUGUCACAUAGGAGCCGCAAUCCAGAAUGUGUUUUGCCAUCCAAAUUUGAGGCAUCACUGAAGAAAAGAAGGAUGAAGCCUUUAUCCCUCCUCUUCCUCGUCCUCCUCCUCGCUUCAGCAGCCUGUGAUGGUGUCAAGUACAUCUCCAAGAGGAACUCAGUGGACGGGUGCAUAGACUGGUCAGUGGAUUUGAAGCAGUAUCAUGUUCUGGCCGGCGAGCCAGUUCGGGUCAAAUGUGCCUUGUUCUACAGCUACAUCCGAACCAACUACACCAUGGCCACCAACGCCAAGCUACGCCUCAUCUGGUACAAGAACAAAGGAGAUUCUGAGGAGCCCAUCAUCUUCUCAGGCCACAGGCUGAGCAAAGAAGACGACUCCAUCUGGUUUAGAUCUGCUGAACUGGAGGACAACGGAUAUUACACCUGUGUCCUAAGGAACUCGACGUACUGCAUGAAAGUGUCCAUGUCCAUGACGGUGGAGGAGAGCGACGAGGGCAAAUGUUUCAGCAGCAGAAUCCGCCAUCUGGAGAAAGCUGAGAUAACCCGCAGUAAAAUGAUCAUCUGUCCUGAUAUAGAAGAUUAUUUGGCUCCGUACAAACAGCCACAGAUGACCUGGUAUAAGGAGUGUGAGCGGGUUGAAUGGCGAAGCUCCAUUGUGGUCAACACCACCCACAUCUGGAUCCCUGAGGUGGAGGAGAAUGACGGGGGGAAUUACACCUGCGAGUUACAGUAUGGAUCCAGAUUGGUGCGACGAACAACACAACUCAAAGUCACAGCUCUCCAGACCACUCAGCCUCCCAAGGUCCUCUUCCCCCCAGAGAGACAAGACACAGUGAUAGAGGUCACACCUGGUAUGCCUCUUAGCCUCGACUGCCGAGCAUUUUUUGGCUACAGUGGAGAAAACAGGGGACCCAUCAUCUACUGGAUGAGAGGAGAGAAGUUCAUAGAAGAACUGGCCCGGCACAUCAAAGAAAGUGAAGUCAGGAUUUUGAAGGAGUAUUUAGGGGAGAAGGAGGUGCAGCUAUCCUUAACGUUUGACGCUGUGGAGGAGGCAGACCUGGCUAACUACACCUGUUAUGUGGAGAACCACAAAGGGAGGCGCCAUGGCAGUGCUAUACUGCAGAAAAAAGAUAUGUAUCGUCUGGAGUUGGCUGGUGGUCUCGGGGUGAUAUUGCUGCUGCUGGGGGUCCUGACAGCCCUUUACAAGUGUUACAACCUGGAGAUCAUGCUCUGCUACAGGAGGCACUUCGGCAGCGAUGAGACUGAGGAUGAUAACAAGGAGUAUGAUGCCUAUCUUUCCUAUACUAAAGUGGACCUGGACUCUUUGGGCAGCAGAGCAAGCAGCGAGGAGGAGACGUUUGCUUUGGAGAUCCUGCCGGACGUCCUGGAGAAACACUACGGAUACAAACUUUUUAUACCAGACAGAGACCUCAUACCCAGUAGCAUCUACAUCGAGGACUUCACUCGCAGUGUAGAACAAAGCAGAAGGCUCAUCAUCGUUUUGACCCCAGAGUUUGUUGCCAAAAGAGGGUGGAGCAUCUUUCAGAUAGAGACACGCCUCCACUCCAUGCUGGUCACCGGGGAGAUCAAGGUGAUCAUGAUAGAGUGUGCGGACCUGAAGAGUGUCAUCAACUACCAAGAGGUUGAAGCACUCAAACAUACAAUCAAGGUCUUAUCCAUCAUCAAGUGGAGGGGUCCUAAGAGCAAUGAACUGUCCUCCAAGUUCUGGAAACAGGUGAUCUAUGAGAUGCCUGCUAAACGUAGAGAGACACUGUCCAGACGCCAGGUGAUGGACUCUGGUGAGCAAGGCCUGUUUGGUGAUCUACAAACCACCGUCUCCACCAUCGCCAUGACAACCACCUCCGCCUCCCUGGCUCCCCCUAGUGAGAGUCGCCAUGGACAUCAUCAGGUUGCACUGGCAACUGAGAUCCCUGACUACAACCAGAUGACCUUGCCACUGGGUGGGGGUCACACAGCUACGGCAGCCCAGAUGAGACAUUUCUGCCGCAGUUACGAGUUCCAGCUGCCUCAGCAGCCCUCCUCCCUGUCGCCUCCCCUUCCACCACCUUCCACCGUGCAGUUCUCCACUCUUGGCCCUGGGGGGCGCCACGUCUACUGCAACAUCCCUAUGACGCUGCUGAAUGGACAGGUGGCUCAGAGCAAUACACUGGGGAAGAAGCCAGAAAUCCAUAUGAACAGCACCUUUGUACCACUCACCAGCAGAGAACUAAGCUCUGACAUCUGGUAGAAGGACUGCUCAACUGGUCCUGGAUUACAGACCGGUUUACAGACUGGUUUUCGCUGGCUUUGGACACAAGGUAGACUGGUUUUCAUUGGAUAUUCGGACUGCGCACAGACACCUGUCGUACUGGAUUUCAAGGGAGUCUGGUCAUGGACUGCUUACAGACUGGUUUUGGGCCAGUUCUCCCUUGUCACUGAACAUGGGAUCAACUGGUUAAAGACUGUUUAUGCCUUGGAUUUACAUUGGUUAGGUAUACUGGCUGCAGAAUGCUUAUAGACUGCUUCCUGGUUUGUUUGCAGCUUGCAUAUUCAGAUUGUAGAAACAGGACUUACCAUCUGUUUACAGGCUGAUCUAGACUGAUAUGUAAGACAUGUAGCCCUGAGAUACUGGAGACUGAGUAACAUCAAAAUGGACAGCUAUAGUAUAACAGCUAUCUGUGUGGUUGUCAGGUUAUACUGGUAGACUGGUAACUGACUGGUCUUACCAGUUUGACUGGUGGGUGGGGCUUGUGGAGGGGUAUGGACACUGAAUGGAAAAAAUCAAGGAUAUUUUAAAGAAAAAUAGGAAUCCAUAGACAGGAAAUACCAGUUGCAUCCUGAAGUACAUUCUACUUUUAAAGACAACUGACUUCUGAGAAUACCAUUCUACUUAAUCACCAGCUAAGUAACUGGAAAAUCAGUCCAUUUCUUAACGCUUAACUGCUUGGAAAACUGGUCUACCUAAAAACAAAACUAGCGUAAUCUUGGAAUGCCAGUCAAUCCUCUAGCUAGCUGAGUUCUCAGAAUAGUGAUCUACUUUCCGACCAGGUGGCUUGUCAGAAUAGCAGGCAGACUUUGAGCUAUGAUCUUGGAAUACCAGUCCACCUUAAAACAACAUGUUAACCUCUUUAAAAACAUUCUGCUACUAGUUAACUGGUUUGGCUUACAGGCUGAAAUGGUGGACUAUGGACUCCAGCACCAAUACCAAGAUACCAAUGAAAGUGUAAAGUACUGGCUAAACUGCAGAAUUGCUAGACCUAAAUAAUGGGAAGACUGGAAAAGCACAAUUAACUGGUGCUAAUGGAAAAAUCACCAGUGGAAUAACUAGUUGAGUAGCAACCUGGUUGACAAUUGUCUGGUUAAAACAGACAAACCAUUCAGCUAGUAAACCAGUGAAUGAUGAUCAAAUGGACUAGGAUUUGGGAAUUUGGGAACCAGUCAGCUCAUCGCCUUGUAACCCAGUAAAGUGACUGGCUAGUAAAACUAGCCAAGUAGUCAAGAAGCAAACUGGCCUAGAGGUGAAUUGUCAACUCUACCACCAUACUAAAAAGCAUAAAGGACUUGGCUUUUUCUAUUUGCAUGACCACCCAUUUAAAUGAAAAAUAAUCAAAGAAACACAGAUAAAUGAAUAAAUGACACAAUCAUUUGUCGCAGACUCUCUUUAUAUAGAGGAGAAUAAAUGUUUUAUGUUGAUAUUAUAUUUGUUUUCUGUCCGGCCAUAAUGAAAUGAUAAUACUUAAAAAAGGGAAAAAAAGGAGGCGUCCCUCCAAAAAAUGUUUUUUGUUUUUUUUAUUUGUUUUUUAAAAUUAUUUUAUUUUAGAGAUCUAUCCUUUUAGAAGUUUGGUAAUCAUUUACCAGGCUUUGUUUUUAACGUUUGCCGUGUUACAAUAAUAUCUGUACAGCUUUCAUAACUUCUACACAGGCCUACAUGAGGAUGAUUAACUCCCUACAUAUUCUGUUGGCACCCACAAACAUAUGUGUGUAUGUAUGUGUGUGGGUAUGUGCGUGUGAAUGUGAGCGCGAGUGUGCCCGUGUGUGUGUGUGUGUAUGCAGCCAUGCCCCUCAUUUUGCUUUCUUUCCAUUUGGAUGGACGUUUCUCGUGGCAGUACAACCCUGCUAAUGGACUCUGCAAUGGAGAACAUCUACCAGUCAGCCAAAGGGGCUUCACUGCAUAAAAUGCCGGACUUCAGCUGAACCGGAACACAUUCUUCUUUGUGAGCUUUAAGAAACCAACAUUAUUACCAUGAUAUUUAAGCAAAAUGAAUAAUGUUUUGAAUUUACACAAAGGUACUGUCCUUGUUUUAUUAAAACCAAUGAAUUCUGGAUAUUUGAGAUUGUUUGAUACAAUAAUGAAUUAUUCGUUUCAGUUGUUAUUCAGUGGCAAUAUAGUGGCUGUCUUUUGUUUUUUGCUCAUUUCUUUGACUAUUCUUUGGAUAUAUUAGUUGAAAUAAUUUAAUUAAGAGCAAAUAA
Myripristis murdjan (pinecone soldierfish) is the source of this 4786-nucleotide messenger RNA. It is a transcript of the gene il1rapl2, whose product is annotated as interleukin 1 receptor accessory protein-like 2. Lineage: Eukaryota; Metazoa; Chordata; Actinopteri; Holocentriformes; Holocentridae. The transcript has 20 exons. The coding region runs from base 210 to 2564 and encodes 784 amino acids. The record is from RefSeq and is a predicted model, not a curated record. Gene Ontology annotation, biological process: signal transduction.